UAGAAGGCGUGUUAUCAUUCUAUUAUUUUAAAUAUCUACCUCUACAAAAUAUCUGCAAUGGUCUAUUAAAUGAUCCAUGUCUGACUAUUCCUACCAGUUUAAUGAAAAUAAAUAAAUAUGAAAUUGCCUUAUGGAUAUUGUGACUUACGCGUUGAACGAGUUAAUGGUGAUAUUAUCAAUACUUUUAUUGAAUAUGGCUACGCUUUGAUUGCUGUAAAUACUACAGUUAACUGUUCAUUACUUGGUGUUGGAAAUUCUAAUAGAAAAAAAAGAAAAAUUGUAGAAUGUAAUGGUGAAAACAAAGAAGAAAAUGACUGGGUACCAAUUCCCAAGUUAAUAAAUUGUGAUGAUUUCAAAUUGAACAUAGUUAAUCGAUUGACUGUACAAGUAUCAAAUAUUGGACAACUGCAAAGAAUUUUCAAUUCUCAAAAUUUUAAAUCGUAUAAUAUUCUUGCCGUAGAACCAUUAAAUGAUCAAGUUUUUCAGGACAUAGUGACUUCUGCAUCUGUUGAUAUAAUUGACAUAUUCAUUUGUAAUAUAAAAACAUCUAUGACUCCAAAGCAAUAUUUAAUUGCAAUAGAAAAAAACAUUUAUUUUGAAGUAACUUACUCACCUAUGUUAGUUAAUUAUAUUGCUCGCCAAGAUACUUUAAGUUUGGCUCAUCUUUUUCACAUGAAAGGAAACUCAAAAAAUGUAAUUGUUUCGAGUGGGGCAGUUAAUAAAUUAGACAUACUUAAUCCUCAUGAUGUAAUGAAUUUAGGUGUUUUACUAGGUCUUUCAAGGAAACAGUCAAAAGAAUCGAUCACUCAAGCAUGUUAUUCGAUUUUAUUACAAAGCUAUGAAAAAAAUAUAAAGUCUGUGCAUUAACAUGAAACCAAGAAAAAUCACUUCAUAAUAUUGUAAAUAAUUUAUAAAAUCAGACUUAUUUAUACUUUGUUUUUAAAAUAUGUAUCUAAUUAUAAAUAUAGAUUUUACAUAUUUAAUAGUUUUUUUUUUAUGAACAAAAAUUGUAUUUUUAAAAUUAUUGUAGACUAAUGACGAUGAAGAACAAACUUCUAGGACGAAGAAAGAUAUUUGUGUUUAUUUACAAUUUUAUAUUAGAGGGAUUGUUAAACAAUAUGCUUAAUAAAGGUACCAAUAUAAUAUAUUAUGUUAUAAUGUAGAUAAUUAAAUAUUAAAUAGACCUGAAGUUUGUACAAAUAAACAUAGAUUAAAAACAAA
Molecule: messenger RNA, 1221 nt
Organism: Myzus persicae (green peach aphid)
Lineage: Eukaryota; Metazoa; Arthropoda; Insecta; Hemiptera; Aphididae
Product: ribonuclease P protein subunit p30-like
Exons: 8
Coding region: 118-867 (249 amino acids)
Biological process (GO): tRNA processing
Cellular component (GO): nucleolar ribonuclease P complex
Molecular function (GO): RNA binding
Source: RefSeq, a predicted model, not a curated record